CUCCACACGUCUGCCUCUCCCUCCCAAGCAGGACACACUCCAACAUCCUCGUGAGUGCAUUCGCUCUUGUUCUUGUCGCAGCCUCAUCUUGUUCGUAUCUCCCCUUCUUGCCGGGCUAUCGCCAUAGCUCCCCUUAGCUUUGUCUGCCGGACGCCAGCCUCUUAGCUACCUCCCAUCCCCACCCUUCUCUUCUUACGGCGCAGCUCGCGUGUGAUCAAUCGCAUCGAGUGCUGUCGCCAUCUUGUUUACUCUUCAUUACUGCACCCCCUCCCAGACUAGUCGCAUUCCUCUUGUCACUCAUUUGUCCUCUGUCUAACCCGAGGCCGCCAUGGCAAACAGCUACUUUCGACUGUCUGGCGCUUGUCAGACGUCAGAUCCAUCUAUCGAGACUGCGUAUCCGUGUCCUGCCUAGCAGUAUCUCCUCACUGUGUUGAUGACUGGCUCAUCACACACUAUCUAAUACCCUUCAUUCAGCUGCUGUAGCUGCCUCUCUGCAACAAUGGACUCGUACAAUAGCACUCGAGAGGACUCCAGGCCGCCGGCCGACUCCUACCGACGACGCUCUCCUGCUGCCGGAGAUCGCAGGCCCAGGCGGCGCUCGCGGUCGCCUCAGAACAUCGACAGAUAUCAGCCCGACCGCGCUCGAGACUACGACCACCCGCGCCGUGAUGGAGGUCGCCGUCGCUCUUCUCCUCCGCCUGUACAGGCUGGCAUCGACCGCUACGUCCCUGGUCAGGACAGCUUCGCUCCUACGUUCACGACCAACCCGAUUCCGAAUCCCAUGUCGCUCGAAUACCAAGUUGGCUUCAACUACUUCGCUGAGUGGUGGCGCGUAGAACAGGUGAUGAAGGAGGAGAAGGAGCGUGCAAAAAAUGGCGGCAGGAAGCCAGUGCUCAAAGGCGAACGCGAAGCCCGCGAGGAGCGAGGCAAGGAGCGCGAACUCAUCCAGGCCGCGUACGAUGAGUACAAGGAGAAGCUCCAGGUGCAAAUGGCCAAGACUUUCGUGGACAAGCACAAGGGCGAGGAAUGGUUCAAGGAGCGCUACGACCCCGAGUACGAUCAAGCCUUCAAGGAGAAGCUGCGCGGGUACCGUCACGGUAUAUACACCGAGUGGGAGGGACAAAUCGAUGAGGGUUAUUUCGACGAGUUUACACUUGAGGGAAUCUACAAGAACGAUUCGAACGGCGCAGGCGGUAUUGUCGAGAAGGAGGAAGGCGAAACCACUGCUGCGAACGAAGUGUUGGGUGUAGGGGAUCUCCUGCCAUGCAAAGGCGGCGAGAUUCGUGACGAAUCAGCCUUCCAGCCCACACUGCUGAUCAAGACCAUCGCCCCUACCGUCAACCGGGAGAAAGUUGAGGAGUUCGCCAAAGAACAUCUUGGCGAGGGUCCCGGUGGAUUCAAGUGGCUCAGCCUGAGCGAUCCAAAUCCACUGAAGAAGUGCCAUCGUAUAGGAUGGGUGAUACUGCACCCGAAUGAUGAACAGCCCAUGGUCAUCGAUGACCGUGGUGAUGCACGCGACGAUGAAGGAGAAGAUGGAGCCCUUGAUGAGAAGCCUAUUCCUGCCCCGCAGAGCACAGCGCAGAAGGCACUCGAAGCCAUCAACGGCAAGACUGUCGAGGACGAAAAGCGCGGGAACUUUACCUGUCACGUUGGCGUGCACGAGACCCCUGCAGCUCCUCGAAAGAAGGCGCUCUGGGAUCUCUUCUCGGCACCCGAGCGAAUCGAGCGCGACUUGGAGCUAGCUGAAAGACUAGUCAGGAAGCUUGACGGUAAACUAAAAGCGAACCACGAGGAAGAGUUUGGCCAGAUUGAUGGUGUUGCCAAGAUCGAACAGCGUGUCGAGGAUCUUCGCUCGAAAGGUUGGCUACAGCCUCCAGCCAACGCCCCCGCUCCACCCAAGAAAGAGCGAGAUCCUGAAGAUCUGGAAGAGGGCGAAGACGAGACUAUGGACGAUGAAGAAGGGGCUUAUGACGAAGAAGUCGAUGACGAAGAGUUGCUGGUCAAGAAGAAGAAGCUCGAUCUUCUGAUUGAAUACCUUCGACGCGUACACAGCUUCUGCUUCUUCUGCGUGUUUGAGAGUGACUCGGUCCACGAGUUGAUCCGCAAGUGCGCAGGCGGACAUCUUCGCCGCCCUCGUGCCAGCCUGACAACAGCAGCGAAGGCCACUGCAAGGGCCACCGCUACCGGCGAGCCAUUCCCAUACAAGAAGCAAGAGUCUGGCGACGCCGAGAAUGGUGAGGGCAGCCCAGUCGCCGAGCGCAAGCCGAUGAAGCUGAGUGGGAAGAACCAGCAGCAGCUUCAACGGGCGUUCAAUUGGGUGAAGACUUACGAAGAGAAGUUGCUGCAGCUUCUGGAGCCAGAGAACGUGGACGUCCGCAAGCUUGGUGGCAAGCCACUUGAUGAGGCCAUGGAAGAUGAAUUAGCAAGGUCCUGCAAGCAAGAAGAUGAGUCGAAGUGGCGUUGCAAGGUCCCAGAAUGCACAAAGCUGUUUAAGGGUCAGAACUUCUGGCGCAAGCACGUCGAGAAACGCCAUCCGGAGUGGCUCGAGAAGUUGCAGAAGGACCUCGAACUCGUCAACAGCUAUGUCGUUGAUCCUGCACACAUCGCUCCCUCGCGCAGUGAUGCCAAUAGCAAUGGCCACUUCCCAAUGGGCAACCACGUUCAAGCAACGGGCACACCACGCGGAUUCAACCUUGCCAAUAUGAACAUGGCUAUGUCCAGCAACGGAAUGCAGAACGCGAUGAACGUUGGAAACAUGUUCAAUCCAGCCAUGGGUGGCAACUGGGAUCCCUCCCUCGGUACACACGAUGCUGGAGCUAUGCGCCGCGGCGGCCAGCGAUUCAAUAGCCGUACUGGGCCAUAUGAUAGGCAGAACCGCGACCGUCGCAACGGUCCGAAUGGUGGUAACGGCCGCCUUACACCUCCACCGCGCGGUGGACGACCUGGCGCGCAACGGCACGGUGAUGGUGGGCCAGGACCCCUGCAGUCUACACAGGGGCGUCAGAUCAAGAGCUACGAAGACCUUGAUGCUGUUGGUGGAGGCGGCAGUGGUGAGCUGAACUACUAGCCACAUCGGCACUGGAGCCACUGGAGCCACUGGAGCCACUCAAACAAACCAAACCAAGCUGGGCAGUGCGCUGUGUGAUCUGGUCAUAAGGUUGGCGUUGGGGUCGACUGUUCCAAUUUGCAGGCUAGUCUGUCAUUUGUUCUACUUGGGAAAGGACCAGGCAUGGGACAGGGCGUUCCUGGUCUAGCAUAUGCUGCACUUUAGUGCAUGCGUGUAACUUGUAUUCAUGAAAACCAUACGAUAGAUAAUCAAGGCAACUCAUGACAAAGUUUGCGUGCUUGUUGUUUCG
This is a messenger RNA of Macroventuria anomochaeta, 3356 nucleotides long. RefSeq lists its product as uncharacterized. Gene Ontology annotation, biological process: primary miRNA processing; mRNA processing. The record is from RefSeq and is a predicted model, not a curated record. NCBI's taxonomy places the organism in Eukaryota, Fungi, Ascomycota, Dothideomycetes, Pleosporales, Didymellaceae. Bases 500 to 3067 code for a protein of 855 amino acids. Gene Ontology annotation, cellular component: nuclear body. The transcript has 4 exons.